AUGGAUCUCGCAAGCCUCAUUACUCCGGGUCCCGAUCCCCUCUACAAGCCCCGGGCGUCGUACAGCCCUGUUGCUGCGGGCUCAUACUUCCCAUCGGUCCCGAAAUCGUAUUCGCGCACACCGCAGCCGCCCCUCUCCCCGCCAGUGGACGAUGUCCCCAAAUGCUCUCUUCCUUCCAUCUCCUCUCUCCUGGAAGGUGCCGAAGGUGCCGCAAUGCACGCAGCCAAGCGCCAAAGAACUACCCCGCCAUUGCACGGGGAGGCAGAAAUCCGGUCUCAGGCUAAAGUCCGCGAGACCUUCGCUCCCAGCGGACCUCACACCAACAUGCCGCCCACUCCGCCGUUGCGACCUGGCUCAGGUUUCCACAGCAAUGGCCACUCUCCGUCCGUAUCUUCUGUCUCGGCCAUCAAGACGGAAUCCUACCCCCCGACGCAAAUGAGCUUGCCUAGUCCCACGGACCGGUCCUCGAUCUCGAGCCAGGGCUCCGUUCAGCAUGCUCCUUAUGUUUCCCCCGCUCCCAGCGUGGCUUCCUACUCGUCUCCCAUCGACCCGCCUGCCUCGUCCGCUGUAUACUACCAAAGACCCAGAUCGUCGGGUUACCAGAGCGCGCCCGCGCAAGCUGCUCCUCUGCCGUCUUCCUCGACUCAACAAAUGAUCCCUCAGGUCGCCAACGCCUGGCAACAUCAUCACUACUUCCCCCCUUCCACCGCCGGAGCGUUCCAGCAGAACCAUGACCGAUACAUCUGUCGCACCUGCCACAAGGCCUUCUCCCGUCCUUCCAGCCUCCGCAUUCACUCUCACAGCCACACCGGCGAGAAGCCCUUCCGUUGCACUCACGCAGGAUGCGGCAAGGCCUUCAGUGUACGGAGUAACAUGAAGCGUCACGAACGGGGCUGCCACACCGGUCGACCAGUCGCUACCGCCAUGGUCUAA
This is a messenger RNA of Aspergillus affinis, 933 nucleotides long. RefSeq lists its product as uncharacterized. The record is from RefSeq and is a predicted model, not a curated record. Gene Ontology annotation, molecular function: DNA-binding transcription factor activity, RNA polymerase II-specific; RNA polymerase II cis-regulatory region sequence-specific DNA binding. The coding region runs from base 1 to 933 and encodes 310 amino acids. The transcript is spliced from 2 exons. Gene Ontology annotation, cellular component: nucleus. NCBI's taxonomy places the organism in Eukaryota, Fungi, Ascomycota, Eurotiomycetes, Eurotiales, Aspergillaceae. Gene Ontology annotation, biological process: regulation of transcription by RNA polymerase II.